This is a messenger RNA of Cephus cinctus (wheat stem sawfly), 1646 nucleotides long. RefSeq lists its product as uncharacterized. The record is from RefSeq and is a predicted model, not a curated record. The transcript has 4 exons. The coding region runs from base 264 to 1502 and encodes 412 amino acids. NCBI's taxonomy places the organism in Eukaryota, Metazoa, Arthropoda, Insecta, Hymenoptera, Cephidae.
ACAAGCAUUACACUCACCGCCCCUUGCACUGUAUAUUAUUUCUCCUUAUCUUGAGCUAUUGGAUCCAUAUCUUCCCAAGAGAGAUUAGAUAUCAGGAUAGCCAUUGCAUGUGGAACGUGAGAUUGUGCUAAGCGAUGUCACAAUAUCUUUUUCUCUGAAAGAGCGACAAAUAACGUGAUUGAGGUGUGAAAAAAUUUAUUUGAUUAAAUAAUCAAUUAAAUAAUUAUCGCUUCCUAUUUGGGAAGUAGAGAUCAUCCAGAAAGAUGGCACGGUCCAGACGUCUUCGUUUGGAUGAGGUUGUCAGCUCAGUACCAGAAUUAGGGCCUUCUGUACCGGAUGGAGGAUACUCAUGGAUCAUUUUACUAGGAGUCGUCACCAUCCAGAUGACUGUACCUAGUAUUUUGUCUAUGUACGGAGUGGUCAUGGGGUACCUGGAGAGUGAUAUUGAACCUGAUAUUGAUCUCUACACUGGAAAGAUUACCAUGACACCAAUACUUUUUUAUGCAUUUUGGAAUUUGACAGAUCCUUGGAGCAGGACAAUAGUCAGUCUAGCAUCAGUGCCUCGUCUGGUAGCACUCAUAGGAGUAAUGCUACUCUCCAUAGGUGUCCUGGCUUCAGGAUACCUGGCAACUGGUGGUGUGGGAGCUUAUUUAGCACGUCUCAGUGCAGGAGCUGUCAUGGGUAUAGGAGCUAGUAUUAUUAUCAUUCAAAGUGAAAACAUGUUACGUCGUCACUUCAGGACACGGCUUCGGCUGGUGCUGACUUUGAAGAACAUAGCCUUUGCCCUAGGACAGAUCCUGGCGCCAGGAUAUGCCUUUCUACUGUUGUCAAAAGCUGGUUUACAGACUGGAUUAUUUCUUAUGGCUAUAAUCUUUAUACCAACAGCGCUAGGCGCUGCGACAUUUGCUCCUCCAGCACUUCAAUAUGCUGCACCCUAUACUCUUUUACUUGGCGAAGAAGACAAUGAACUCACGAUCAAGGACACCAGUCCAGACGUUACUAGAGGAACUCAGCAUGAAACUGAAGCUGGCCAGACCGAUGCAAGUAUUCGUGCAUUAGAACAAGGACAGAGACCGGAACAGGAACCAGAAACUGCUGAAGGACCUCCACCACUGUUUGGUGCAGGCAGUAACUCUUUUUCCUAUGAAGAUCCUGAGGAUGAUGUUAGUUUGUUCGUUACUCCUAUUGCUCGUGUUAGUACUACCUGGAGCGAUGAAUUCAGAACAAUGAAGUUGGUGACGUUUUGGUUCGCUGUUUUUGCCUGGACUGGGCUUAAAAUUGGACCACUAUCUAUUUGUUUGCUCCUUCCACUUUUGACUAUUGUUCGUGUCAAUUCUGCUACCCUAGCUGAUGGAGUAAUAGUUCUUAUUGUACUAGGUGUGGGUACCUUGAUACCUGCUAUUGGUUCCUACUGGAACUUAAAGACAGCUCACCAAAGAAGUGUGUAUUUUGGUUUAUCUUGCUGGCUAGGAGGUUUUGUUCUUCCUUGGCCUACAGUAUGAACUAUACUUGGCUUACAGUUUGUGCCUUCCUGGGUGGUAUUAGUAUAGGUGGAUUAACCGUAUCACAGGAAUCAGCGUUGAGGGAUGUUCUUGGUGCUCAAACUGCUAAUCAUGCUCAUACUGCUCUCUCUACUAUUGUUGGAU